AGUAUACCAGAGUGUCUGCAUGUAUGCUUUGAGCACUAGCUAGCCAGAGAGAGCAGAGGAGCAGAGGAGCUUUCGUGAUCCGAUCCGAUCCAGCAUUCCAGCUAGAGGUAGCUCGCCAUGGCUGACGACGGGACGGCCAACUGCGUGGACAUCAUCAUCGCCAUCAUCCUCCCGCCCCUCGGCGUCUUCCUCAAGUUCGGGUGCGGGCAUGAGUUCUGGAUCUGCCUCCUGCUCACCUUCCUCGGCUACCUGCCCGGGAUCAUCUACGCCGUCUACGCCAUCACCAAGUAGAUGAGCUGAGCGCCCAAGGAAUUGAUGACUGGACACCUGGUGCUGCUGUGAAGUAUUUGUGGGAUCUGGAAUAUGUGCUGGUCUCUUGGUGCUCCAGUUCUUGUUCAUCAUCAUGUCUUUUCUUUCCCUCCUCUCUCAACCUUUUUUACUGUUGAUGUUCAUAUGUAGUUUUCUUGAUCAUGUGUGUGAAGAAGCUGUGUAACUGCCUGUAUGGUAUAUGUGGUUGUUAAGGUGUUGUUUAAUAGUUGAUCGAUCAUUGGAAGGUUGAAGAUUGGUUAAGCCUUGUUUCUUCAGUUCAAAUGUAUGCAGCCCAAAUGACUUGCAGUCUUGGAUGCAGUAUAGCCUUCAAUAAAGAACCGUGUAUCAGCUUUAGGCUCCAUUUGUUUUUUAUUUUAA
Molecule: messenger RNA, 687 nt
Organism: Phragmites australis (common reed)
Lineage: Eukaryota; Viridiplantae; Streptophyta; Magnoliopsida; Poales; Poaceae
Product: hydrophobic protein LTI6B
Exons: 2
Coding region: 118-291 (57 amino acids)
Cellular component (GO): membrane
Source: RefSeq, a predicted model, not a curated record